CAUCCACCGUUUACAAAUGUAAACACGAGCUGGUCGAUAGGUUUGAAGCUGGUGGACAAACUUACCACUUUCAUGGGGAUUUUUUUUUGUGUGGUGAAUAAAUCUAGUCUGGGGAACUGUUUGGGGUAAACACGAGCGCUUCCUUCACACUUCAAACAGCUAUUUAAAAAGGUGGAAAUAGGUUUAUUGUUUGAGAGAAUCCCUCCCUCAUGUUCUGCGGGGCGCACUACAUUCGACGGUCUUGAAAUAUUGAUUUGGCGUCAUAUUCUGCCCCUUCAGAAUCCUCACAUAUGUGAGAUCACAACGGUUUUCAGCGUGUCGGGUGGUUUAUGGAGCCAGUCUCUUGCUGGAAAGUGUGUGUUGGUGUGCGUGCAAGCGCGCGCCUCAGGCACAGGUCCUCGCGCGUUGGAGCCUUUCUCGGUGCGCGUGAGGAUAGUGGGCUCUGCGCGCAUGUGCGUCCACACGGAUCACACUGCAGUUUUCUGAAUAUUUACAUUUAGAAACAAGAAGAGAAUGGAUGGAACCGCAGUGAGUCCCCUCGAGUGAAGUGCGCGUGCACGUCAGGGUCCCAACGGGUCUUUUCCACCGUGGCCAGCCGAAUGAAUCCCAUGACACAACUGUACUAUAAGAAGGCGACAUACUCGCCAUACCGGGACCGCAUCCCUCUCCAGAUUGUCAGGGCAGAGGUGGAGCUUUCAGCGGAGGAGAGAGCGUACCUCACAGCUGUUGAGAAAGGUGACUAUGCCGGCGUCAAACAUGCUCUCCGGGAGGCUGAAGUCUACUACAACAUGGAUGUUAACUGUCUGGACCCUCUGGGCCGCAGCGCUCUCCUCAUCGCUAUUGAAAACGAAAACCUGGAAAUCAUGGAGCUCCUGCUGGACCACGGCAUCCACACGGGUGACGCCUUGCUCUACGCCAUCAGGAAGGAAGUGGUGGGCGCUGUGGAGCUGCUCCUGUCGCACAGACGGCCCAGUGGCGAGAAGCAGGUUCCAUCACUGAUGAUGGACAGUCAGUUCUCAGAGUUUACCCCAGAUAUAACACCCAUCAUGCUCGCGGCUCACACCAACAACUACGAGAUUAUCAAGCUGCUCGUCCAACGCAAGGUCACAAUUCCCAGACCCCACCAGAUCCGAUGUGACUGUGUGGAGUGUGUGUCCAGUUCAGAGGUUGACAGCCUCCGACAUUCAAGGUCCAGACUCAACAUCUACAAGGCUUUGGCUUCCUCGUCCCUCAUCGCACUUUCCAGCGAAGAUCCUAUUCUAACUGCCUUCAGGCUGGGAUGGGAACUCAAGGAGCUUAGCAAGGUGGAGAAUGAGUUCCGUCAGGAAUAUGAAGAACUGUCUCAGCAAUGUAAGAGAUUUGCCAAAGACCUUCUGGACCAGGCCAGGAGUUCUAGAGAGCUGGAGACCAUCCUGAACCACAGAGACAAUGACCAGAGUGAAGAGCUGGACCUCAGGCAGUGUCAUGACCUGGCCAAGCUCAAACUUGCCAUCAAAUAUCAUCAAAAAGAGUUUGUAGCACAGCCAAACUGCCAGCAGCUUUUGGCCACGUUGUGGUAUGACGGCUUCCCUGGCUGGAGACGCCGACAUUGGGCGGUGAAGUUGGUCACCUGCUUCAUCAUCGGCCUCCUCUUUCCUGUCUUUUCACUGAUCUACCUGUUGGCUCCUAAAAGUGCUCUGGGACGUUUCAUCAAGAAGCCAUUCAUCAAGUUCAUCUGUCACACAGCCUCCUACCUGACCUUCCUCUUUCUCCUGUUGCUGGCCUCGCAGCAUAUUGCCCGAACAAACCUACAUAUGCAAGGACCCCCGCCCACCAUUGUGGAGUGGAUGAUUCUCCCAUGGGUGCUGGGUUUCAUCUGGGCUGAGAUAAAGGAGAUGUGGGACGGUGGCUUCACUGAGUACAUCCAUGACUGGUGGAACCUGAUGGAUUUUGCCAUGAACUCUCUCUACCUGGCCACCAUAUCUCUGAAGAUAGUGGCCUACGUCAAGUACAACUCUUCUCGUCCUCGGGAAGAGUGGGAGAUGUGGCACCCGACUCUGAUCGCAGAGGCUCUUUUCGCCAUCGCCAACAUCUUCAGUUCGCUAAGACUCAUCUCCCUCUUCACCGCCAACUCACACCUCGGGCCACUGCAAAUCUCGCUGGGAAGGAUGCUGCUGGACAUUCUCAAGUUUCUCUUCAUUUACUGCUUGGUUUUGCUGGCGUUUGCCAAUGGAUUAAACCAGCUUUAUUUCUACUAUGAGACCACAGCGGCAGAAGAACCCAGCAACUGCAAAGGCAUUCGCUGUGAGAAGCAGAACAAUGCCUUCUCAACGUUAUUUGAGACACUCCAGUCUCUGUUCUGGUCCAUAUUUGGUCUGCUGAACCUCUACGUCACCAACGUGAAGGCCCGACACGAGUUCACCGAGUUCGUGGGAGCGACCAUGUUUGGGACGUACAACAUCAUCUCACUGGUGGUUCUGCUGAACAUGCUCAUCGCCAUGAUGAACAACUCUUAUCAGCUCAUAGCAGACCAUGCUGACAUCGAGUGGAAGUUUGCCCGCACAAAGCUGUGGAUGAGUUAUUUCGACGAGGGCGGCACUCUGCCUCCUCCAUUCAACAUCGUCCCCAGCCCCAAGUCCAUCUGGUACCUGCUCAUGUGGCUCCACAACAAGCUGUGUCGGCGAGGGCAGCCACCUGGGGAGGACACGCACAAAUGUGAGAACCUCCGCGAGUUCACGGAGCGUCAUGCUGACAGUCUGAUCCAGAAUCAGCAUUACCAGGAAGUGAUCCGGAGCCUGGUGAAGAGGUAUGUGGCAGCCAUGAUACGCAGCGCUAAGACAGACGAGGGACUGACAGAGGAGAAUUUUAAGGAGUUGAAGCAAGACAUCUCAAGUUUCCGCUACGAAGUUCUGGACCUCCUCGGAAACCGACGACCGCCAAGAAGACAUUACUCUUCCUCUAGUGAGGCCCAGAGGGACGAUGGGGGCGUGGCCUCUGAGGACGACAGCGAAUCGGGUGAUGGCACUGGGGUAGCAAGCCAGAGGUCAAAGGGCGUUAGCUUCAUGAUACCUCAUGAUGAGGAGCCUAGUCCAACACCAACCCUUGGAGUUUCUGCUUUGGUCCGUUCCAUCUCUGGCAUGAAGCAGGCGGAAAAAGGAGACAAGGUGGAGGCUGAUACCGAGGAGAUAGAUGAGGGCCUUGUUUGGGGAGAGGAAGAGGAGGAAGAGGGGAAACCAAAGAGCAAUGGUUUGAAGACUGCUGUUAUUCCUCCCCCCACCAACACUGUCAAUGCUUCUCCAUCUUCGUCCUUCUCCUCUUCGCUGUCCUCAUCGCUGGCCCGCACACGGAGUCGGCUGCAACGGCUCUCAGCUCCGGCAGCGAAAACGGACUCUUUCAAGCGACUGUCAUACUUGUUCUCCCGCUCCAAACGCAGAGCUCCCCCAAUGCCCCUUCCCCUCCAGUCUCCACCCUCCUACACCAUCUCUGAUGGAUUGCUCCUCCCUCUGGGGAGCCACUCGGACUUUGGUGACGUGACCAGAAGCGAGACUCACCUGAAUGAAGUCGGCCGAUCAGUCGAUAACCCCUCCUUCACUCCUCUGAGAACGAACGGUCGGGACUCGCUCCUGACGCUGCCCCUCCCGCCCCCUUGCCCCUGUCAAUCACUGCACUGUGCUUCCAACAUGUCCGAGUCCAGCUCCCGACUCCUGGACUCCAACGAGGACGUUUUCCAGGGAGGAUGUGGGGACAGAUCAGGCGAGAACAGAGAGGAUGGAGGAGGGGGGCGAGGGGUGAUGAUGAUGGGGGGCUGGGUUGGACCCUGUGAUGAUGUCAUAGAGGACAGCUGUGAGGUCAUAGAGGACUCUGUCACCACGCAGCUAUAGGAGGAGGAAACAGAGACUGUUUUUGUUUGUUUGUUUCUGUUCAGAACUAUUGGAACUAGGAUGAGAGAGACCGAGAGAGAGGGAGGACGCAAACAAGCGAGAUGUUCUUCAGGAUCAAGGGAAUUCCAACUCACAACAGCUGCUGUGAUUAUAAUGAGUAAUAAUGGUGAUGGAAGCAGGACGGCUCGUUCAUGCAUACAGAAUCGACGUUGUCUGGAUUUGCAAGCAAGCCAUGUCAUUCUUUUAUAAAAAAUAAUAUUUUUGUUUUGAAAUGUGACUUGGCCUCUCAUUAAAAAAGCACCUUUAACUUAAUUUUAAUGAAAUAUGUUUCAGUAUUUCAUUAAAUCCGUCAAAUAUUUAUAGCAGAUCACUCCUUUGUAGUCGUCAUUGUCUUUCCUAUCCUCUAAAUAUAUUAGUGCCUACAAGUCGAACCAUUCAUGAGCCUCCCAGCAGCCAAAGAAAGAUUUCUUCUGUCUGUGCAGCAUUCAUGUCCAGAUAUCCAACACUGAAGACAGUUGAGGACAUGUGUACCUUUCAGCAUGUUGUUGGAUAUUGUUUCGUUGAUGGGGAAAUGUUGACACUCCUGCUCAUACUAGUGUUGUCGUACACAAAUGAAGUGACACCCAGCUUUGUGCCAUUUUCCAAACUCCUAAUCCCUAGUUGGUAAAGGACAAAACCACACCCGGAUGUAUGCAUCUGUUCCUUCCUCAGGGAACAUUGAUUCUGCUGGGCAACAUUUGUUUCCUGUCCUUUUGUAGAUCCUCCACCGAAAUUCAUCAUCAUCACCGAGAUGAUUUUUGACUUUGAUAAUCAUUCUUUAGCAAGGCAUAUCAACAAAGACCUUUUGCUACCUAACAAUGGAUUAUGAGGAAAUGCACAACUUGGAUCCAAUGAAGACUUUGCUGUCCUGGAAUUCCUCUGUCGCUCCCUUUAACCAACUUUAACUCAACCACGGAAGUAUGAAUGGACAACACUUUUACUCUCUGGAGUGGGAUUACAGGAACCGUGGAUUAACCUUCCUGGCCAAUGUUGGCUGGAUCACUUCUGCACCCUCUCUCUCUCUCUCUCUCUCUCUCGCGGCAUCAACAAGGGCCAAGGAACUUUACUUUCUUCUCAUAACAGUUAUACUAGUAAUAAAUAUAUCACUAAUAAUAAUAAGAGACUUAUACCAAUAAUAACUAUUCUGGUUUCUUAAGACUGUCUUUGCUUCUGUUUGAGUUGCCUCUAAUAUUCCGGCUUCUCGUUCAGCUCUUCCUUAAUAAGUACACUUUAUCCUCAUGAGUAAACGUGUUUGUGGUGGGAAGGACGGACGGAUGUGUGGAAUGGAGGGAGAGCAUACGGAAAGAAGGACAGGUGGGAUGAUGGGAGAGAUGAUUUUGCCUUUUGAUCUAUCUAGAAAAACUUCUGUUUUUUUUUAAGACAAGCAACUAAUUAAAACAAGGUCGGCAUGGGCAACGGCUGUUGAACUUUACUCUGGUUAAUAGAGGUGAGAAUUUAUGCAUGUUUGAUCUUAUAAUCUCAUGGCACACAGACACUCACACACACUCACACACACACACACACACACACACACACACACACACACUCAGAACAGCAUGUGUGUGAUGAGUACCUCCUGGCCAAAACUGUUGCCCUUUACCGCAACCCUCCAGAGAAAUCAGACUUGUCUAUCAACAACGCGAUGACAUCACCCCCAUCGCGCUCAACACUUGGCCAUAUUAUACGCCUGGCGUUUAUCUUGCAGUGUGGAGAAGGGUUCCAGCCUGUCUGUCCACUGCAUGCUGUUGUCAUUGUAUUAAAUCUAGAACACUGGUGCGACAAUGGAUUUGCUCCAAAAAUAACGUUUUCAGCAGGUGUUUCAAGAAAAAAUCAAGUUUGAACACGGUGAAUAAUGGAAAGGACAAACAUAUUUACUGGAAUACACCACUCUGGAUUUGUCUUUAUUGAAAUGUAGUUCCUUUAAUUGCAGUUCCUUACAGUAUCUAAUCCCACUGGUAUAGACAAUAAUGUACCUGAUGUGUUUAUAGGAAAAUGGAGGAGGAACAAUAUGACUUUCAAUGUUGCCCCUGAUGUUAUGGCUCAUGUCGGGGAGCUCAGAUGACAGACCCUACUCUAGGUCCGGCUCCAGGGUUGGGCACAUACAGUAGGACCAAUAGUCCAGUAACACCAACACGGUCCUCCUAUACUCAUAUACAGAGCAUCUAGGGCCUUGCUCAUGCAAGAUGAGCCUCUGGUCGUCCACUCAGUGCCAUGUGUGUUGAGGUGGUGCAGGUGUCAGGAUGCCCCCUGGAUGCCUCCAGUUAUCUAGGUACAUUCAACGAGAGUUAUUGUGUAUCUCACUUGACCUGGAAAGGCCACUCAAUAUGAGCCCCACGGAUGGAUGGAUGCAAGCGAAUUUCACACGAAGCAUGUUUAUGUACUGGGAAUGUAUAGAACAGAACAAAGUAGUCAUCAUAGUUUGUGAAUUUAUGAUUCAUUAUUUCACUCAGCUGCCAUUUUGGCAUCCAGAGACCAUUCCAUUCAUAGUCCGUAGCUGAGUUUUAGCUGUAGCAAGGUGAUAGUCAGUCGAAAGUCAAGUCUGAACAGGUGCGUAUGCUGUGCUUAAUUUCCAAAAGUGUGUGAGACAAUACGGAUCAUUGAUCUUUUAAAGGCGAGUUUCAUUGAUACUCAUACAAAUUGUCAGAGAAAACACACAUGGGGCUGACACUCAAUCACUCUGAAGCGAUCAAUAACAGUAAUGUCGGUCUAAUCCCCCAGUGGGGUCUUUUUAGCCCUCGCCAUGGUCAGUGUUUAUCGGCCAAGGUUUAUUGAUCACACCAAUCCAUACUUAAAUUGUGUUGAGCCCUUGAUUGAUACGUAUUGACUUGACUGAGACCUGUGUGUGACACUACUACUACUGUGUGUGUGUGUGUGUGUGUGUGUCUACAGAGAUUUUUGUGCGUCAGUUGACUGAUUAAAGGCCAGUAGUUACAUCUGUGACAUGUUGAGAGCCAUGGAAAGAUGAGCAGAAAAAAAUUAAUUUCCCUGAAGCUCAUCAUCCAAAGAGGUGUUUGCACAACCUGACUCAACGGGAAAUGCUAGCUCUAUAUUCACAAAUGUAUUAUGCUGAGCAAAAGGAGCAUCACCUGCGAUGCUGCUCUUGCUGUGUGUCACAUUUAGCAAUGACAAGUCGACAGUUAUUUUGUUGCCCAAGUUCACAUUUACAUUGUGUAGAGAAUCCAAGACACGAGUCAACUAUGCAAUUUCUUGGCUACAAUACAGAACCAGUCACCACAGUUAUUUAAUCUGACUCUGGUCAGCUGAAUAAUAUUUUUGGGUCAUGUUUACAACAAAAAUGUUCAUAUAGGAGAGGAGUCUUACUGAAUGGAAUAUUUUAGGUGUGAUCCCAUUUGUCAACAGACACAAGGCUGGAGACACUCAGUUAAUACAGGUCAAGCUCGACAUAAAGUUUCAAUUUACACACGCAAAAAAGAGCAGAGACUUCUCAAUAUCACCACCACGCUAACGUUGGUGUUGUUGAGUGGCGGGUAAUAUCUGGUUAUAAACAAGGGGCUGCAAUUCUGAGUGACUCAUCACACAAACGUGCAAACAAACCCAUGCAUGCACACACCUCAAACAUGCACAACGACACACACAAAACAUCGUUCAGGUUCUCCCUCUCACCCUCCAAGGGGAUUUUGAGCUUUAAAAAUAACGAACCUUGUCCUUGUAUUCCUCUGUUUGUUUUGGAUUUCCACGAGGAGGAUGAAUGUAUGUUAUUUUUCUAGAAGCGGACGGCUAGCGCACGAUGAGAUUUUAAUAAAGGCAUCCU
Molecule: messenger RNA, 7671 nt
Organism: Synchiropus splendidus (mandarinfish)
Lineage: Eukaryota; Metazoa; Chordata; Actinopteri; Syngnathiformes; Callionymidae
Gene: trpc5a
Product: transient receptor potential cation channel, subfamily C, member 5a
Exons: 18
Coding region: 600-3860 (1086 amino acids)
Biological process (GO): calcium ion transmembrane transport; manganese ion transport; regulation of cytosolic calcium ion concentration
Cellular component (GO): membrane; cation channel complex
Molecular function (GO): protein binding; store-operated calcium channel activity; inositol 1,4,5 trisphosphate binding
Source: RefSeq, a predicted model, not a curated record